AUGAAAAAAGGACCAGAAAGCAGAACUUGUCCCCUUGACGCUCCAGGGAGCUUAGUGGAGUCAAGCCCAGACACUAACAGCAGCGGUGGAGCCUCAGCGAAGGAGGAAGACAUGGUCUCCUCUUCUGGAGAACUGGACUACGUACAGCUGAAACCCAGCAGAGAAACUUCCAGGAAAAAACUCUGUGGCUAUUUAAAUAAGCUGGGCAUCAAGGGGCCAAUUAAAACCUGGAAGUCUCGCUGGUUCUUUUAUGAUGAAAACAAAUGUCAUUUACUGUACUACAGAACUGCACAGGACAUCAACCCUUUGGGGUCUAUCGACCUCUCCAGCGCCAGCUUUGACUGCAAAGUGGAAAAUGGGGAAGGGGUUUUUGAGAUUAGAACACCAAGCAGAAUUUUUACUUUGAAGGCAAUCAGCAAGCAGGCAAUGAUGUACUGGCUGCAGCAGCUACAAAUGAGACGUUGGGAAUUUUGCAACACUCAGAGCAGAUUUCCUGUGGGCAGCUCCCAGCUUGUGAAUGAGCCUCUGGUUGUCAGAACAAAUGUUGUUGACAAUGAAGACUUUCUGCCUCCGGUGAAAACACCAACAGAAGCAGUGGGUUUAAAGGCAGCAUCCUUGCCUGCACCCCAAACAUCAACUGCUUUGCAGAACAUCUCCCUUAAACACCCUUGGACAGAGAUACAAAACACUGUCUACAAUAUCUGUGGCUCCAAGCAGCUCUGGGGGAACAAUGGGAAUGUCUUUAACUUCAGUGAAUUCCAGGAGCAUCCUGAGAACCCGAAUGAGGAGCAACAGGGAGAAGGGGAGGCAGCGUGUGCAGCUAAGGAGGGAACCCUGGAGGAUGAGAGGAUGGAGCCCAGGCUGAACUGGAUUAGGAAAGCCAAGUGGAUGAACAGUGGCUUCCCAGGCUUGCCUGAAGAACUGUCCCGUGAGAGGAAUGCAAUGGAUAAAGUGAGUGUCCUACAGCAGCAGAUCCUGACACUCACAGAGGAAGUCAAGUCACAGAAGGAGCUAGUUAAACUUCUCCACAAAGCUCUGGAGGCAGCCCAGCAGGAGAAGCGGGUAUCUAGCAUGUACCUCGCUGCAACACAAGAUAAGGAUAGGAUGGAGCUGGUGCGCCACAAAGUGAGACAAAUUGCAGAUCUCACAAGUCGUCUGGAAGCUCUUGAACAAGAGAAGAAGGAGAUGGAGCAGACACUGGCUUUGAGAGACAGCCACAUCCAGGAACUCAAGGAGCACGUGCAGCUUCUGAUGGAGAAGAACCAUGCCAAACAGGAAGUCAUCAUGGCCUUGACAGAGCAGAUGUCCCGGGAGUUAUCUGACCCCCUGCAAGAAGCCAACACUAUCACUACAGAGACACUAUAUAAGCAGCAGGAGGAGAUCGAGCACCUGAAGGAUGAUAUUGAUGCGUACAAAACCCAGAACCAGUUUCUGAACUCGGAGAUCCACCAGGUUACUAGACUCUGGACAAGGGUUGCUGAGAAUGAAAAAGCACUUCUGAUGAAGUGUGCCUGCCUGCAAGCACGAAACUGCCAGAUGGAGAGCAAAUACCUGACAGUCCUGCGAAAGCUGCAGGAGGCUGUGCCUGGCCUGACCAGCUCCCAUGCUGAGCUGGUGAGGAACCUCAUCCAGGAAGCGCUCCAGUGGGAUGUGAAGGAAGAAGCAGAAGAAGGUUUUAACCUGAACCCUGUAAGCGAGUACGACGAGUACGGGUUUAUGACCGUACCUGACUAUGAAGUUGAGGACUGGAAACUCCUGGCCAAAAUCCAGGCCCUGGAGAUUAAGUCCAACAACCUGCGGAGCCAGGAAGCAGUGGAGAAGCCCCUCCGUGACAAGUGGAACAGCGUUGGGGAGCUGAUGCCCUCUGGAGAGCUGAAGGCCCUGAUCCGGAGCGGCAUCCCGGCGGAGCACCGUCAGCGG
This is a messenger RNA of Merops nubicus (carmine bee-eater), 1920 nucleotides long. Its product is annotated as TBC1 domain family member 2A-like. Gene Ontology annotation, cellular component: early endosome; trans-Golgi network; recycling endosome. The transcript has 9 exons. NCBI's taxonomy places the organism in Eukaryota, Metazoa, Chordata, Aves, Coraciiformes, Meropidae. The annotation marks the transcript as partial. The record is from RefSeq and is a predicted model, not a curated record. Gene Ontology annotation, biological process: receptor recycling; retrograde transport, endosome to Golgi; endosome organization.